Fonsecaea erecta is the source of this 2052-nucleotide messenger RNA. RefSeq lists its product as hypothetical. Lineage: Eukaryota; Fungi; Ascomycota; Eurotiomycetes; Chaetothyriales; Herpotrichiellaceae. The transcript has a single exon. Gene Ontology annotation, biological process: DNA-templated transcription; regulation of DNA-templated transcription. The record is from RefSeq and is a predicted model, not a curated record. Gene Ontology annotation, molecular function: zinc ion binding; DNA-binding transcription factor activity, RNA polymerase II-specific; DNA binding. The coding region runs from base 1 to 2052 and encodes 683 amino acids.
AUGGACAACCUCACGCCGAUGGCGGACGCCCUCGAAGACCGAGCUGGCGCUGGAGCGGGCGCGCAAGCUACUGCUGAACCGCACCUAAACCUCCUACCCUGCGACGCUUGCAGAAGGAGGAAAGUGAAGUGCUCCAAAGAAGAGAUUUGCGAGCGGUGCAUAUCGGCAGGACUGAGGUGUACAAGAGAGAUUGCGCGAAAGAAGAGGGGGCCAAAGAAAGGCUCAGGUUCUGUUCUCGCAAGAUUGCGAGACGAAAGCCAGGCGACUUCGCCAUCAGAGCAAAAAUUCCCACAACUCGACCUAUCGCAAUUGCAACUGCAGAUGCCGUCUUUCAACAGAGCUGUGACAAGCGACAGUCCUCUGGCCUCAUCGUUGAGCUCUCCCACAAGUUCGUAUUUUGGCGACACCUACGGCCCACCCCCAGGACCGUCCGCCGUCCCUAGAUCUGUUCCCAUCAUUCAGAACGGCACUGAAUUUGAUCCGACGUCGCAUACAGAAUUUGCGCAAGCAGGAAUUCAAUUUCCAGCAUCAUGGCAGAUGCAAACCUCGGAACUCCUUCAGUUUCAAGCCCCUCAUUCGCCCAAUGGAUACAUGUCAAUCAGGGAUUUGGCCCAGGAAAUCUUCCAGGAGACGUACCCUCCCGUUCCGCAUGUGAUACCUCCAAGGUCAAGGGCACAAACCCCAUCAAGGACUUCGACCCCUAUUACCAAGCCCACUUCUUUCGAGGCUAUGUUGAAUCGUGGUCCCACUAGCGCUCCCUCUCCAACCCUGACCGCGACAAGCUCGCCUAUGCCAUUCCAUGCACCGAAACUUUUAUAUCGCAGCGACUCUGGAGACCUCCAAAGUCCACAUCAGCUACAAAUGCUAGCAGCGGAAUUCGACUUGUCGGCGCGGCUCAUGACUCACUGCAUCAGUCAAUAUUUUAGACAUCUCUACCCCAUUCGACCUACCAUUCACGAGGGUUCAUUUCUUCGACGACUUAACAGCUACGAUGACCUUUCCAAUGAAGAGAAGAUCUUGAUCUUAUCGAUUUGCGCCAACACCGUUCUUCACGCAGCUCCCCAGUCAGACCUCCCCUUGGAUAAGAAAAUGCAGCUUGGAAAGCAGUUCGUGGAGCUUUGUCUUCUUCUACGCUGUCAAUAUGAUUGGGUAGAGUCGGCUACACUUUUGUCCAUACAGGCCAGUUACCAUAUUUGCGUGGCACUGUUUGAGCUCAAAAAGCCGCGUGGCCAUUAUCUGUAUCUCCGCGAGGCCAUUUCUUUGGCCUUUGAACAGGGGCUACAUCUGGAAUCGACAUAUUACGGCAUGGAUGAAAUCCAAGCCAUCUGUUCCAGACGGACGUUCGCCUUACUUUUCAUUACAGAACGGGGUCUGGCCAUCCUCCGGAACAAACCCGCCCAGAUUCCCCGGUUGCCAAUUCUAUCGAAUGAAUGUUUCGACGAACAGGACGGACUCAUUUUGGCAGGCUUCUCCGCCCUAGUCAACCUCUUCUCCAUCCUUGACGAGAAAUUCAUUCAACUCUGGAGUACCACGCCGCUGGAAAGCCCAGCCUCCGGCUACGAGCCCUAUGAUAAUAUAGCGGCAAUCCAACACUCGCUGAGCGAAAUGUCUUUCGAUCACUUCGCCAUGACAGACGUUCAGAAGGCUGACGUCCUCAUCACCCAUCAAUGGUUGCGAUUGAUCUUCUGGCAAGCCUCCAUGCGUCAGGGUCUCAUCAGCUACAGUGCCUCCGACCCAAUCUUCUCCUCCACAUACCCGAUUGCCAUCGCGAAAGAUCUAUGCGCCGCCAUCGGUGAUUUGACGCCCAAUGCAGUCCUCGUCCACGGACUCGGCAUAUUCGAAAAGCUGUUCGAAAUCGCAUACACCCUGAUGGACGCCCUGACCAUCGCCAAUGCGAACUGGGCGGACAGCGAGGAGUUGCGGUGUCUCUUUGACCUGCUGAGCGCGAGCCCGAAUAGCCAGGGCAUCUACGUGAAGAUGUUGCGGACGAAAAUCGAGGCCGAGAGGAGUCCCGCUGCGAGCCCGCCUCACCAGGUCCCGCAGCUGCUGUAA